AUGCCUGCAAUUCAAAAUCUAAUUAGAGGGUUGAAAUAAUCUCAUAGAGGUCCUGAUCAGUAUAGUUUCAAUGAAGAUUCUACCAAGCAAACAUAGAUAAUUGAAGCUGAGAAUGAAGAAGAAGAAAUGGAUGAGAAAAUUGUAGCUGCUAGCAAAAAAUUUGUCAAUAAUGAAUACAGUAGUCGAAAAGAAAAUGAAUCAAGUGUCCCAUAGAUUAAAUCAAACAUCUCAAUAUCGCAAAACUUAAAUAACCAAUCAAACGAUGGCAGUAAUAGAAAAAAAUAUAUUAAUCUAUCCAAUUCAAAGCGAGAAGAUCCAAACUUAUUAAAUAAUGAGAAAUCAGCUUCAGAGAUAUCAAUAAGAUAUAAGAAGGUAGAUAACAUUUCGGUUGAAAGAAAAUCCAUUAGUGACAGAAUCAGUGUUAAUAAAUCUAAUAAUACCCUUCAAGACAAGAAUGGGGGUUUAUCGAAUUUCAUUGCUCGAAAUAAAAAUCCUAGGUACAGCGAUAGAGAAAUAUUACUAAAUAAAAAUUCAAGUAUCAUUUCAAAGAGAUAUAACUAGUCUAAAUCUGAGAGCAAAAACACAUCGUCAAAAUUAAGCCUUCCAAAAUAGCUAUAAAAGUUAAGUGGGAAUCAAGCAAAUCUUACAUAUGCAGAUAAAUAAAGUGAGACAAAUAGUGUAAUAUCCUAGAGAGGUGGUGACAAUUUGAUAUUCUUGCCCUAAGCAUCAAAUAAAUUUGUAUUAAAAGAUGACUUUAGUCAUAAGUUUAUUAACGGUGGUAGCAGUUUAUAGAAAACAACAGCAUUCUUGAAUGAAGAUAACAGCUAUAACUCUUAUGUUAAUGGCCCAAAUGUCUAUACAUACAAUAAUAGUAGCAGAAACAAGUCUUAAGUAGCUAGUUAAAAUAGUCUUAACCCUCUUUAAAACUAAUAAAAUCUUGUAUAUUAAAAUAGAAACAAUAAUCCUUAGAACUAUAGCACUUUUGCUUAGUCUUAUAACAACUAAAAUCUUAUACCUUUGAUAAAGAAUAAUAAAAUGACUAAAAAUAAGACUAUUUUGCUUCAGUAAACUUAUAACAAUGUGGUUGGUAAGAAUAAUUAAAAGACUUAGAUGGUUGUAUUCCAAAAUCUUGCUAAUAAAAGAAAAAUUAUGAUGAUGAAUGAGGAUGAAUUAGAAGAUGCGGUGGGAAAAAGAAGUAAGAGCUCUCAAGACACUGUGAUUCUAUGA
Molecule: messenger RNA, 1227 nt
Organism: Stylonychia lemnae
Lineage: Eukaryota; Ciliophora; Spirotrichea; Sporadotrichida; Oxytrichidae
Source: the annotation of a GenBank genome assembly